GCUUAUUUGGAUGUGCCAUAGGUCAGUGUGACUGUGGGUCAGACAACAUACCUCGCCCUGACGAUUGGGCCGAUAUGGGACGGUUGUUCAAAGUCGGCUGUGCUUUUGUGAGGCAUCGGUCUUCAGUCCUGACACCCAUCCUACAGGUGGUUACCAAACCUCUGUCCACCACGAGUACCUCUGUGACCACGGAGGUUCACAAGUUCUGUCUGGAAACCCCUAUUGACGAAGCCACCACGCCUCCUGCUAGCUGGUACACAGAUGGACGUCUGCACGACCUGGAAAUGAGAACUGUGUUCCGGCGGAACUGGGUAGCAGUGGGCGUGGCUAACCAAGUGGCAAAACCUGGACAGUUCUUCACAGGUGUACUAGGCACCGACCCGUUUGUGGUGGUGCGAGACCAAUCUGACCAGCUGCGGGCCUUCCACAACGUGUGCCGCCAUCGGGCUAACAUCGUGGUACGGCAGGGGGAGGGGCAGGCUCAACACUUCACCUGCUGCUACCACGGGUGGACAUACAGGCUGGACGGGAGACUAUCGAAGGCCCUGCGCCUACGCGGUAUAAAGAACUUCUCUGCGCGAGAGAACGGCCUGAAGCCCGUAGCGGUGAGGACGUGGGGCCCGGUAGUGUUGGUGCAGCUGGAGGGAGACGGGAGGGAAGACUUCGAGGAGAAAACGUCUCCUUUGUUACAGCAUCUCGACACGCAGGGCUUCACACACGGGAUGAGGCACAUAUGUCGGCGAAUCUAUGAUGCCAAGUGUAACUGGAAAUUGUUGGUUGAGAACGCACAGGACCAUAAUUCCCAUGUUGAGUAUGUUCACAAAGAUCUGGCAAAAAUCGUGGAUCUGCCUUCCACCAAGGUGCAAGCAACCGAACUGUACAGCAAAAUGACGGGACAAGGAGCGACGGAAAACGAGCAGUCUACAGAAGGCCAGCGUUACGGUCAGGCGGGGUACAUCGUAGCAAACGUCUUUCCAAACCUCGCCAUCAACCGCUACGGUCCGUGGCUGGACACCAACCUACUCCUUCCCCUGGCCACUGACCGGACACGGAUAGUCAUGGACUACUUCUUAGAAGAAGACUUCGUCAAGAACAUCGGUGACAAGGAACUGGCGGAGUUUGUUGAAACAAGUUUGAAGGACAGUGACCAGGUGCAGAAAGAGGACAAUGACAUCUGUGAGAGUGUGCAGAGGGGACUGACGUCAUCUGCCUAUGACGUAGGGCGGUACCUACCCGCCAUAGAACACGGUCCGCACAGGUUUCACAUUUUCCUGGGGACGGAACUCAGGAAGGGACUGAAAUUGUAAAUGCAAUGUUAGCUGGUUCUUUGCGUGUGUACGUUUCAGCACGACGCAGAGCACAGUUUUACGUAUAUGAGAUUUCUACCUAAAAGGUUUAGUCAGCUUGUGGUUUUAUGAAUGUGCACUGCAAAGCAGACGAGAAACGUAUCCUUUUAAGUAUGUCAAUAAAUUGUUUCACAAUUGUAAUUUAUGUGCCAUAUGACUACUUCUGUAAACACGUUCAAGGAUUGAGAGAAAACAUUCAUUAUGAUACCCUUUAGAUGACCUUUGGAGUAUUCUAGAUUUCACAUUCCCUUUGUUCUGUUCAACUUUGAAUAAACUUAUCAUAAUGCAUAUAUGAUCGAAGCUUAUCCCAUUAAUAUAGACCACAUGCAGAGUUUUGAAUGCCAUAUCCAAAUAAAUCCAUACCAUAAAGGAGAUAAAGUCAGCAUUAUGAUGACAUUAGCUUAUCUUGUGCUGACACUUGGCAUAUACUUCAUUUGCGUAACCCAGUUCUCAGCGUGGCAAAUAUAAGUAAGCUACUUGCGAGCUGUGAUAAGUAACCCAUGGCUGGUUAUAGUUUCAUAUUUCAGAAAAGAGGUCGCCAUCUCAUUCUAUAAUUUCACUGACGUCAGUCACGGAAGCAAUACUAAUCCUGUAGCAAUCCAAAAAUCCAGGACCCAGGCUUCUUUUUGUUGAAGGAUAUUGGGAGAUCUUGCUGGAAAAUAGAACAGGAUUUGGCCGAA
This is a messenger RNA of Branchiostoma floridae (Florida lancelet), 2026 nucleotides long. Its product is annotated as choline monooxygenase, chloroplastic-like. The transcript is spliced from 6 exons. NCBI's taxonomy places the organism in Eukaryota, Metazoa, Chordata, Leptocardii, Amphioxiformes, Branchiostomatidae. Gene Ontology annotation, molecular function: iron ion binding; 2 iron, 2 sulfur cluster binding. The coding region runs from base 75 to 1307 and encodes 410 amino acids. The record is from RefSeq and is a predicted model, not a curated record.